Trichosurus vulpecula (common brushtail) is the source of this 696-nucleotide messenger RNA. RefSeq names its product androgen dependent TFPI regulating protein (gene ADTRP). The transcript is spliced from 6 exons. Gene Ontology annotation, cellular component: membrane; endomembrane system. Lineage: Eukaryota; Metazoa; Chordata; Mammalia; Diprotodontia; Phalangeridae. The record is from RefSeq and is a predicted model, not a curated record. Bases 1 to 696 code for a protein of 231 amino acids.
AUGGCAGGAGCGUCUGUGUGCAUAUACCACUUCCUUGUUUGGGGCUGGUAUAUUUUCAUCAACUGUUAUUUCUCCUUCCAAGGAGCAGAGCAGCAAUCAUUGCAAAUGUUCCCGUAUGGAGGCCAGUGGAAAUACUUGACAAUACUGAAUCUGCUCUUACAGGCCAUUUUCUACGGCAUUGCCUGCUUGGAUGAUGUGUUGAAAGGAAUGAGGAGAAAUAAAGACAUUAAGUGGGUAACUGCCUCCAGAGACCUUCUCUUCACAACCUUGGCUUUUCCUGUGUCUACAUUUGUGUUUAUGUCAUUCUGGACACUCUUUCUGUAUGACCGAGAGCUGGUUUACCCUAAGUCUCUGGAUGGAAUCAUUCCAAAUUGGUUGAAUCAUGCUAUGCACACUGCUGUGUUGCCUUUUUCCCUGAUUGAGAUCUUUCUCAAACCGCAUCAGUAUCCAUCUAAGAAAAAAGGGCUCACUUUACUAGGCUGUGCUGCCUUUGCCUACAUCUACUGGAUCCUGAGGAUUUAUUAUGUAACCAAAAAGUGGGUGUAUCCUGUAUUUGCUAAGCUCAGUCCAGAGAGCUUAGUAGCCUUCUUCUCUGUCAGCUAUGUCUUCCUGGCCUGCAUCUACCUCCUUGGAAAGUACUUUAACCAGCUGAUUUGGGCUUCUUUCGUAAGCUCCCUGAGGGCACAGGCCUUAUAA